This is a messenger RNA of Setaria italica (foxtail millet), 513 nucleotides long. RefSeq lists its product as uncharacterized. The transcript has a single exon. NCBI's taxonomy places the organism in Eukaryota, Viridiplantae, Streptophyta, Magnoliopsida, Poales, Poaceae. The coding region runs from base 1 to 513 and encodes 170 amino acids. The record is from RefSeq and is a predicted model, not a curated record.
AUGGUGGCGUACUGCAACAAAGUCUGCAAGCUCGAAGACAAGUUCAACGGACUUGAACUCAACCACGUUGUAAGACGUUUCAACGAGGCAACUGACGAGCUGAUGAAGGCAGCAUCCGGCCGAAAGCUCGUCCCCGACAGCGUCUUCAUCCGCGACCAAUACAAGCCCUCAAUCCGCCACAAGGAACCGAGAGGGAUCGGCGAUGCGCCAUCUACCCCGGACUCGGGAGUCGACCCGGGAGAGGUCGACAAUGCGCCACCUGUCUUGGACUCGGAGGCUGAUCCCUCUGACCCUGAGGUCAUGGAGAUCGACGCGAACCCAGCAGAGGGGCCCGACCCCCCACCUGACUGGAGAAUUCCGUACCUCGACUACCUCAUCCGCGCGUCGCGCCCAACAGACAAGACAGAGGCGCGAAGGAUUGCACGCCGUGACAAAUCCUUCAUCAUCGUCGACCAGGAGCUCUACAAGCGGAGCCACACCGGCAUCCUCCAGCUCUACAUCCCGAUCGAGUAG